Camellia sinensis is the source of this 2261-nucleotide messenger RNA. Its product is annotated as Leucine-rich repeat protein kinase family protein. NCBI's taxonomy places the organism in Eukaryota, Viridiplantae, Streptophyta, Magnoliopsida, Ericales, Theaceae. The record is from RefSeq and is a predicted model, not a curated record. Gene Ontology annotation, biological process: protein phosphorylation. Gene Ontology annotation, molecular function: protein kinase activity; ATP binding; protein binding.
GUUUGUUCAAAAAAAAAGAGAUGUGUUCAAGUGUUCAUUCACACAGCAGAACAAUCAAAUUGUAGGGCCACCUAUAUCAGUUCUAACAACAAUAAAAAUUUAAAACCUUGUAUAACCGCCAAACUAGGCUACAUGUAAACAUGGGUCGGCCCCACACCAACCGUUUAAACAUCCAAACUUUGAUCUCUCAAAAAAGAGUUAAAAACCUUAAUAUAACUGCCAAACAAGGCCACAUGUAAACAUGGGUUGCCCCCACACCAACCAUUCAACAUUCCAGAGUUUUGAAGAGUUCUCUGUGAAGACACAUUCACAAACUCCUCCAUGGCCUCUUCCAUUUCUUUAACUUCUCUUCUCUUCUUCUUCUACACCACACUCUCAAUCUCCUCUUCUGUUACCUUCUCUGCAACAGUUGUGGAAGAUCUAAACAACUUAAACCCACCUCCAGACUUCAACACAACAAUCGUCAACAACUGUAAAAACCAACCAUCUCUAAGAUACUGCAAGAAUGUCACCCCCUUAGGCUUGGACCUCCCAGAAAUCUUCAAAUUCACCAUUGUUGCAAGCCAUUUAUGCAACGAGUCGAAAAACCCAAACUGCAUUGAGUCCUUCCCUAAAAUAGACCUUCGAAACCGCCCCAAGAUCGCCCCGCUAUACUUAUCUUUCACCUUCUUUUGGAAGUUCUGUCCCUUAACCAUCCUAUCAAUUGAUCUUGCCAACAACUCUUUGAAAGGUAACUUCCCAUCUGAUAUUUUUCACUGUUCUCAAAUCCAAGCUCUUGAUUUGAGCCACAAUAACCUUUCAGGGGAUGUUCCAAUACAAAACUUGUCUAUGGUUGUCACCAACCUUACUUAUCUUAACCUAUCAUACAAUCACUUCUCGGAAAUUAAAAUCUCUGAUACCAAGUUCUUAAAACGGUUUAAUUCUUCGAGUUUUCUUUAUUCUGGACUCAUCCCAGAUCACAAAAAGUUCAAAAUCAAGGCUCUAUUAUUGCUGUUUGGCUUUCCAAUCUUUAUGAUUUUCAUGGUUGUGUUCUUGUGCUGGCUUUGCUUUUAUCGGCCAGACUUUCUUCCUAGAAUCUUUCAAAGAAAGCACAAGUUCACACCAUCGAUGCUAAAGGCAGCAACAAAUGGGUUUUCCAAGAAGAAUUUGGUGGCAAAGAGUGAUCAACUUCAUAUCUAUAAAGGGCUGCUGAGAGAUGGAAGUGAAGUGAGGAUUGAAACUUAUUGGGAAAACAUAUCGAGAGAAGAACGACGAAAUUUUGUUGAAGAAUGUAAGGUUCUUGUUCGGUUAAGUCACAAGAACUUGGUUCAAGUAGUGGGCUGGUGUGAUCAUCGACGAUUGAGGGCUGUAGUUGCAGAAUGGAUUGAAGGAGAGAAUGUUGAAAUGUGGCUGUCAAGGUCGGCUCCGCCAUGGAAGAAGAGAGUGAAGAUGUUGAUGAGAAUAGUGGAAGCUAUGCGUUACCUGCAAGAGGAAUGGCCUCAAGUUGGAUAUGACCUCAAGACUAGUAGCAUAUUGUUACCUGAGGAUCAUAGGGAGGCAUUGAUUUCAAGAUUCAGAGUUGAAGAUCAAAACGGUUGCACCAACAAGAAGGUUAACAAGUUGGGAGUGUUAGUCUUGGAGAUGGUAACAAACAGAAGGCCUAGAGAAGAGUUUGAGAGUGGGGAAGCUGGUUUUGUUGAGUGGGUGAGAAUGAAUUAUACAAAUAAUACAUAUGUUGCUGAGAAAGUGUCAUUGAUCGAUGAGAGAAUGAAAAAGAUGACUCAACAUACGUUGGAUCAAGCUACAGAAGCAAUCGGUUUAGGGUUAAUGUGCACAGACCUGUCGUCAAGAGGCCGACAGCCGAGCUUGGAUCAGAUCUCCGACAUGAUAACUACAUUAUAUGACUCUUUUGUUUUGGUUUCAGCAUCUCCGAAUCAAAAGAGAGUAAUGCAUGGAGAUAGAGGGAGAAGACACCGACGCAUUCAAUCAAGAUGAACAUGAAGUUUACUAGUGCUUAAUUUGGAAUUUCUGUAUGUAUUUGAAUGUUUUUAUGUAUGGAUAUGAAUAGAAUUGUGUACAUCUUCUCCAUGGUCAAGAUAUAUGCAGGUUUGGAGAUUGUGAUUCAUGAAAAAGUACAAAUCAUUGUGUAAUUCAGUUCAAUCUCUGUUAUUUACUCUUAAAGCACACAAACCAUUAGGAGCUGAGAUCAAAUAUAUCCAUCAAACAAAGCCAACUCAUGAGCAGUUGCUUGUCCUAUCUGUUUUAAUCGGUUAACUGUCGAU